AUGGAUGAUUACGCAAAAAUGGAUGAUUACGCAAUUGCGGCGUUUCAAGACCUAGUAAUGGAAGAGAAAUGGGAACAAGUAAUUGAAAAAUACAAUCAAGAUAGCAACUAUCACAACAUAAUAAUCAAGAGAAGAGGAACUGCGUUACACGCGGCAAUAAGCAGUGCGCACAAAUGUGUAGUGAAUAGUCUUGUAGAUGCAAUAAUAAAUCUUUAUAAUGUAAGAAGUUUGAGAAUAAUGAAUGAAAGAGGUGCUACUCCUCUUCACAUUGCAGCAUCUAUAGGAUUCACUGAUGUGUGUGAACUUAUAAUUGGAAAAGAAGGUGAAAGGAAAUAUUUGAUUCAAGAAAAAAAUGCAAAUGGAGAAACACCACUUUUUUGGGCUGUGCUUGCUCGUCAAAUAUUAGUGUUUGAUUACCUACAACAGUUUUAUCCUCUUGACCUCAAUAUUGCCAUCGAUAAGAAUAAUACUAGUAUCCUUCAUCUUGCCCUUAGGAAAGAAAUGUUUGAUUGGGCGAUUAUAAUAAUGUAUUGCUACAGAGGUCUUAUCUCUAUGAAAGACAAGGAUGGCAAUAUUCCUCUUGAAAUUCUUGCUACUAAGACAUCAGCCUUCAAGAGUGAAUGUCGUCUAUCGUGGUGGAAGGAAAUUUUAUACUAUUGUGUUCCUAUAAGCUUCUACAACGGAAAAGAUGAAGUGGAAUUGCAUUUAAAGAAUGUUAUAUUGAAAGAAAAAGCAAAGAAUGAGAAAGAUGAAUAUAGUGAAGUAGCAAUACAUUUACACCACAACGAGGGAUUUGAAAACACAGACAGAAUACGGCUUUCUAUUACUCAAUUAAUUCUUCACAUUCUAAAGUUAGUAUUCAUAUGGCCGAUCAUGUCACUAUUUGAUUUACAUGCAAUAAAGAAUAUUAAGAAGAAGCACAUAUAUGGUGGUUGGAUCUUGAACGAAUUUAUGAAAAAACCUAUGGAGUCAUACAUGGAUGGCGGGGAUGAUCCAACAGGUGACAUAGAAUAUGAUAGACAAAUGAAAGAUGAUUUUCGUGAGUUUAUCAAUCGCGCACGGGAAGGAGGCAAUUCCUCAAUGCAAGAGACAAAAGAAUACAAAGAAAUGGAAGAUUUAGAAAAUAUUGAUGUGAAAGAUAAAACAUUUUUUGCAGCAAAAAAAAUAUCGAGAGAAGAAAUUAUGGAAGAGCUUAAUUCUAAAGUACCAAUUACAUUUGAUAAGAAAGGUUUGAUACUUGUUGCAAUGAAGAAUAAUAAAACGGAAUCAUCAGAAGAGGAAAGUCCAGCAAAACAUACAGCGUAUUUGAUUGCAGUAAGUUUUGGAAUACUUGAGAUGAUGUCCAUUCUUACAUCAAAGAUAAGAAGCGUGAUCCACGACACUAACACUAAAAAUGAAAAUGCAAUGCUCUUGGCAGUAAAGAAUAGGAAACCACAUGUUAUUCGAUGGUUAAUGAAGAGAUUAACUAAAGAAGACAUUGAUAUCCUAUGUUUACAAGUUAAUAAUAACGGGGAUACCAUGUUACACUUGGCAGCAUAUACUUCAGUCGAGACAAAAAGUACUUGGAAGAUAUCUGGCGCUGUCAUGCAAAUGACGUGGGAGAUCAAGUGGUAUGAGUACAUUAAAAACCUAGUACCAGAGCAUUUCAAUAUUUUAGGCAAUAAAAAAGGAAAAAUUCCAAGUGAAAUCUUUGAGGAGCAACACACAGAAUUUCUAAAAGAAAAUGUUGAGUGGUUGAAAAACACAACAGAGUCAUACUCAGUUGUAGCAGCUCUCAUUGCUGGUGUCGCCUUUGCGACAUCAGGUAGUGUACCUGGUGGCAAUCAACCAACAGGAGAACCAGCAUUAAAAGGACAACAGGGAUUUGAAGUAUUUGCUAUAACUUCGUUAAUUGGACUUUACUUCUCCGUCACUGCGCUCAUCAUGUUCCUUUCUAUACUCACUUCUAGAAAAGAAGUCCAACAGUUUCGUCUAAACUUGCCAAUGAAGCUUCUUUUCGGCUUGAGUUCUCUCUUUGUAUCCAUUGUUGCCAUGUUUGUUUCUUUUUGUGCAGGACAUUUCUUUGUGCUCACAGAUAAAUAUACAAAGGGAGGUGUCUUGUUCUAUUUAUAUAUUUUCAUUUGCUUGCCUGUCAUAUUCUUUGCAGCUGUGCAGUUUCAUUUGAUCGUUGAUCUUUUUAAAAUUAUUUUGAUAAAGUCUCCACCAGAUACUGUUAAGGGGUUUCUUCACUAG
Molecule: messenger RNA, 2232 nt
Organism: Vicia faba (fava bean)
Lineage: Eukaryota; Viridiplantae; Streptophyta; Magnoliopsida; Fabales; Fabaceae
Source: the annotation of a GenBank genome assembly